Messenger RNA from Pelobates fuscus (common spadefoot toad), 1439 nucleotides. RefSeq names its product PCI domain containing 2 (gene PCID2). Lineage: Eukaryota; Metazoa; Chordata; Amphibia; Anura; Pelobatidae. Gene Ontology annotation, molecular function: double-stranded DNA binding; RNA binding. The coding region runs from base 103 to 1302 and encodes 399 amino acids. Gene Ontology annotation, biological process: transcription elongation by RNA polymerase II; poly(A)+ mRNA export from nucleus; post-transcriptional tethering of RNA polymerase II gene DNA at nuclear periphery. Gene Ontology annotation, cellular component: transcription export complex 2. The record is from RefSeq and is a predicted model, not a curated record. The transcript is spliced from 15 exons.
UGGAAAUUAACUGCUAGGGGAAAAAAGCUGACCGGUCAUUUGCGUCAGAACAAUUUUAUUAAUCCCAGGAUCCAAGCUUUCUUCCAGCCUGGAGAAGGAGCGAUGGCCCACAUUUCAAUCAAUCAGUAUUUACAGCUGGUGCAAGAAGCAAUAGAUUCAAAAAAUGGAUUUGAUUGUGGAGACCUGGUUUCAUUCAGACAUCCUCAUGUUGCAAAUCCUAAGCUACAGCUAUCUGCACCAGAGGAGAAGUGCCAGCACGUGUUGGAACCCCCUUAUGAUGAAAUGUUCGCAGCUCACUUAAGAUGCACUUAUGCUGUCUCCAAUCAUGAUUUUAUUGAAGCAUACAAAUGCCAGACCGUUGUCGUUCAAUCAUUUUUGAAAACAUUCCAGGCUCAUAAAGAAGAAAAUUGGGCCCUGCCUGUAAUGUAUGCAAUCACACUUGACUUGCGGAUCUUUGCUAACAGUGCUGAUCAGCAGCUUGCCAAGAAAGGGAAAGGCAAACUUGGGGAUAUGCUGGAGAAAGCUGCAGAGCUUUUGAUGAGUUGCUUCAGAGUAUGUGCCAGUGAUACACGUGCUGCUUUUGAUGAUUCUAAAAAAUGGGGUAUGCUGUUUCUGGUAAACCAGCUUUUCAAGAUUUACUUCAAGAUCAACAAACUUCACUUAUGCAAACCUUUAAUUCGAGCGAUCGACAGUUCCAAUUUUAGAGAUGAAUACACCAUGGCACAGCGGGUUACUUAUAAGUACUAUGUUGGCCGCAAAGCUAUGUUUGAUAGUGAUUUUAAGAAAGCUGAGGAAUACCUGUCCUUUGCCUUUCUUAACUGCCAUCAAUUAAGUCAAAAGAAUAAAAGAAUGAUUCUGAUUUACUUAUUGCCAGUAAAAAUGCUGCUGGGUCACAUGCCAUCUAUUCAGCUUUUGAAAAAGUAUGACCUGAUGCAAUUUGCAGAAGUUACAAAGUCUGUCAGUGAAGGCAAUCUUCUCUUACUGACAGAGACUUUGGCCAAACAAGAGACAUUCUUCAUUCGGUGCGGCAUCUCUUUGAUUCUCGAGAAACUUAAAAUCAUCACAUACAGGAAUCUUUUUAAGAAAGUGUAUUUGCUACUGAAAACCCACCAACUUUCCCUAGAUGCAUUUUUGAUUGCCCUAAAAUUUAUGAAGGUGGAAGACGUGGAUCUUGACGAAGUGCAGUGUAUUAUAGCUAAUCUAAUUUAUAUGGGUCACAUUAAAGGGUACAUAUCUCAUCAACAUCAAAAACUUGUGGUCAGCAAACAGAACCCUUUCCCACCGUUAUCGACAGUCUGCUAGUUGAUGAUGUGUAUUCGUUCAGUGAUGGAAUUUUCUACCACACAACCUUUCAGCAGUUUGAACCAGCUCACAAAUAAGCAUCAUUUGUCAAUCUUUUGGAUGUGUGUUAAAUAAAGUAUUUUUUUUUUAUUAUACAA